AAUAAACACCCUCCAUUUAUUGGCGUUUCAUUACCUCUUAAAGACUUAAACGCUAUAUAUGUUCAUGUAAACAUCUAUUCAGCGUUUACUUGUCAGGGCGCUUACAGUAAAGGCUUCGUCUGUCAAAAUGCCCAGAGGAGGUAAGAAAGGUGGCCAUAAGGGUCGCGUGCGGACGUACACCAGCCCCGAUGAGAUAGACGCCCAGAUGAAGGCAGAGAAGGAGAGGAAAAAGCAAGAGCAGGAGGCGGAGGAGGCGGGUGCAGCUCCGAACGACACGGCAGAGGAGAAGCUACCAGCGUCAGGAUCAGAUGACAGCGAUGAUGAAAAUUCCCUGAGGAGGAGAGCGGGUGUGGAGGGCUUGAUAGAGAUCGAGAACCCCAACAGAGUGGCUCAGAAGUCCAAGAAGGUGACACAGAUUGAGGUGGAUGAGCCCAGGCAGUUAUCAAGGAGAGAGAGAGAGGAGAUUGAGAAGCAGAAGGCCAAGGAGCGCUACAUGAAGAUGCACUUGGCAGGGAAGACGGACCAGGCCAAAGCUGACCUUGCUCGCCUUGCCAUAAUCAAGAAACAGAGAGAAGAGGCGGCAAGAAAGAAAGAAGAAGAGAAAAAGGCUAAAGAUGCAGCGGCAGCAGCAGCUAGAGGAGUAAGCUCCCUCUCACUGAAAUGAUGAAGAGUAUUUAUCAGAGGCAUUUUCACAUGUUCAUGGACUGGCGCAAUAUAUAUAUAUUUGACUGAGGAGGAGCCAUGCUGUUGACAUUACUGUAAAAUAUGACCAUUUGUAAAAUGGUUAAGGAGACACCAGUGGAGAGAGGGGUUGUGAAUAUUUUGGCAUGGAGUAAUGGCCUCCUUGUUCCCUCCAGGAAGUAAAGCUACAAUUGAGAAUACAUCGGCCUUCAUGUACAUUCAGAAUGAACCUCUUCUAACCUAUGAUCUUGUACAUGUACAAUAAUGGUAUACUUAUCAUUGUACAAUUGCAACUUUGCUAACAGAGCAUUGCCACUAUGUUUUUUUUUUGGGAUCUUACAUUGUAUAUAACUGAUUCAUGAAAAUACUUCAGAUUAAUAUGAUGAAACCAGUUAAAUGUGCCCAUUUCUUUAUUAACUUUAUUUCCCUGUGACAAAACUGUCACCACUGGUUUAGAGCAGGAUUUACCGGCCUCAGGUGCAGGAGUCCCUGUUGGGUCUGCUGAUAUGAAAAUGAGAUGAGUCAAUAAAGCAGAUGUUUAUUUUGGAAAAGUAGUAGUAGAAUCUGGCAGUGCAGAAAAGUCUUUGCAACAGCACUUUCAGAAUAUACUAAAUAUAACUGAACAGUUAAAUCUGUUAAACGAAUGAAUAAUAAAAUGGCCCUGACAUUAGUUUCAGAUCAAGAACAACUAAGAGGUCAAAGAUGUUAAUAUGACGAUGACGAAUGUAUUAAGUGGUACACGACGCAGAAGUGAGUUUGAUUUUUUUUUGCCAGACAGGAUUAAAGGCUGGGUUUUAGUCUCGGAGCCAGUGUGUAUAAAGCUGCUCAGAGUAAAGUGUCAGUGUUAAGUUCAUCGAAAUUAAGUCAGUAGGCAGCAGCUACACAGUCUCUGUAUUUUGAAAAUGCCUGAUACAGAAGGUGUGUCCCAAUAACCGCAGUCCCUGUACAACACACAAGUUCAUGACUUUGAUGGAUUCAGUAUUGAUACAAUCAAAUGUUCACAUUAACCACGUCUGUUUCAAUAAGGAAAUGUGCACUAUGUUUGACAUCGGCUGAGCUGUGAAGGAUGCAGGUGAGUUUGAAUGCCAAUAAAACAUAAAAAUGACAAAUCUGUAAGUAAACAUUUUUAUGGAAAGGUUUUCGACCCCUGAGUUCUCUGUUUUAGAACAAUAAAUCAAUAAACAUAUCGUUAUUUUA
Molecule: messenger RNA, 1878 nt
Organism: Micropterus dolomieu (smallmouth bass)
Lineage: Eukaryota; Metazoa; Chordata; Actinopteri; Centrarchiformes; Centrarchidae
Gene: pdap1b
Product: pdgfa associated protein 1b
Exons: 7
Coding region: 128-664 (178 amino acids)
Cellular component (GO): cytosol
Molecular function (GO): RNA binding
Source: RefSeq, a predicted model, not a curated record